AAACAGGUAAAAAUAGCUCUUUAAGGCAACAAUUGCAGGUAACGGCUUUUUAGAGUGUAAUGAUCAUAUAAUAGCCUAUUACACUAUGUGUAUAAACAUUUUUAAUUUAUUGUAAUUUAUUCAUUAGAUCUAGCUAUAUGCACUGUAUUUUUAUAAUUUCGUCAUAAUUAUCUUUAUUUCCAACAAUUAAACUUAGACGCAUGAAUUUGUCUCAAGUUUUAGAUCUCAAGCUGACUAUCUGCAACGAAAAUCUAAUUUGUUGAAAGAAUGCAAGACCUUUUUCACUGAAAAACAAUAAUAAACAAAUAAAAACGUUUCAGAUGGCUGUGUGCGGAAAUAAAAUCGAUUUUCAUAUAACAUGUUUGCAGAAAAUGUGCCUUUGUCGGCAAAACAAGUAACUAAGAAAUAAUUUAACAGACGCAGUGCGUUGUUGAAUUUGUCGCCGCAACUUUCAUAACUGCAACUGUUGAAUAUCUCAAAACAUAUUGUACUAGAACACUGCACAUCCGAAUGGACAACUUUGUCCUGCUGUAAAGCUUGCACGGCCGCUCUGCAAAGUGCACGCGCCAACCUCUCCUCAGCCAUCUCUGACGCACUUAGCACGACUCGUAUAAAUGAAUUCACUUCGUCACUGGGCGCCAAUGAUAGCAGCUCGAGCGUGCGGCACUUCCUGAGCCCGGAGCCCGCCAUGCGUCUUCAGAGCAGCGAGGUGACCGGCGCGUGGGACUCUGAGUGACCGCUCUCACCAUGGAGGGUUACACCAACACCACAGAAAGCCAAGACUGGAGCGGGAACGCGACGGCAGUUGGCGAAGUUGCUUUGAGUUACCAAAUAAUCGGCUCGCUUUUCCUGGCCGCGUUAAUUCUGUUUGCCAUAUUGGGAAACGCGUGUGUCAUCGCUGCAAUCGCCUUGGAGAGAUCGCUUCAGAAUGUGGCCAACUAUCUCAUCGGCUCCCUGGCCGUCACAGACCUCAUGGUGUCGGUUCUAGUGCUACCCAUGGCAGCCCUGUAUCAGGUUCUGAACAAAUGGACUUUGGGACAGGAGAUGUGUGAUAUUUUCAUCUCUCUAGACGUGUUGUGCUGCACCUCUUCCAUCCUGCACCUGUGCGCAAUCGCUUUGGAUAGAUACUGGGCCAUCACCGAUCCCAUAGACUAUGUGAAUAAAAGGACCCCAAGACGAGCGGCUAUCUUGAUCAGCCUAACUUGGCUAAUAGGAUUUUCAAUUUCCAUUCCUCCCAUGUUGGGCUGGAGGAAACCAGAGGACCGGGCAGAUCCCGACGCGUGCACAAUCAGCCAAGACCACGGGUACACCAUCUACUCAACUUUUGGAGCUUUCUACAUCCCCCUCAUCCUCAUGCUGGUCCUCUACGGGCGGAUAUUCCGAGCGGCGAGGUUUCGCAUAAGGAAAACCGUGAAGAAAACCGACAAAGCUAAAAUCGCGGAUAAUUGCCUGGCUGUGUCUCCGGCGCUGUUCCCGAGGAAAGCGAUCGGCGAGGUGAGCAAAACUUGGAGGCGAAGCGUGGAGCCGCAGCCGGGCUCAUGCGUAAACGGAGGGCUGAAACACUCGGACGACGGAGAGUCGUUCGAGAUUACAGAAGUUCAGACCGUCUCCAGAAACCACCUGAGCCUGCCCAACAACCCUCAGCCGUGCUUCGAGAGCAGAAACGAGAAAAACACGGAAGCGAAGCGCAAAAUGGCUCUGGCCAGAGAGCGCAAAACGGUUAAGACUCUGGGGAUCAUUAUGGGCACGUUCAUUUUCUGCUGGCUGCCCUUCUUCAUCGUGGCGCUUGUUUUGCCUUUCUGUCAAGACUGUUUCAUGCCGGAGUGGUUGAGGGCGGUCAUUAACUGGCUCGGAUACUCCAACUCACUUUUGAACCCCAUCAUAUACGCGUACUUUAACAAAGACUUCCAGAACGCAUUCAAGAAGAUCUUGAAAUGCAAAUGUAUUAGACAGUGAACGAUGCUGUUUAACGGAUGCUAACAUGCAGAUAUUGAUUGUUAAAGAACUGCUCUAAAGGCAUUAAUACGAACGGACCCAGUGCGGGACAGUACAGCACAAGAAGAGGUAGAGCUCUGUCCUUGUGUAUUUGUUUAUCUGCUUCCACCACAAAAGAAAAAAAAAGAGAAAAAAAAAACAACCAAAUAAACAAAAACAAAACAAAACAACAACAACAAAAAAUCUUGGUGCAUAUACAACUGGAUGGAUUCCGACAAGGACUCUCAGGCUAGCUGUGUGCAUUAAAUAAUAAAGCCCUUAAACAACAAAAACAAACAAAAAAAGGUUUUUAUUUUACUGUACAUGAUGAAAGCCACCUUUCUCCAAGCAGGUAGCUGUGGUGGGAUUGUAAGCACACAGAGAUGUCAAGAUCCAGCAGAUCAUUUAUGUAGAAAAAUGUAAUGUGAAACCAUUUCUCAUUUCUAUUUAUUUUCAGCAGUUUUCUUAUAUGACAUAGACUGACUGGAAAUACCUUGAAAUAAAACAUAAAUCUAGAUCAUAAAAAUGGACUGUAUUUGAAUCAUUGGAUUUGGGGUGGGAUGGGGCUCUUUCAUGAGGU
Messenger RNA from Cyprinus carpio (common carp), 2554 nucleotides. It is a transcript of the gene htr1aa, whose product is annotated as 5-hydroxytryptamine receptor 1A a. Gene Ontology annotation, molecular function: G protein-coupled serotonin receptor activity. Lineage: Eukaryota; Metazoa; Chordata; Actinopteri; Cypriniformes; Cyprinidae. Gene Ontology annotation, biological process: regulation of hormone secretion; regulation of behavior; adenylate cyclase-activating adrenergic receptor signaling pathway. Gene Ontology annotation, cellular component: plasma membrane. The record is from RefSeq and is a predicted model, not a curated record.